CCGCAGUUGAUGCUAAAACUUCCUGCAGAUCCUCAACUUUAUACGUCAUAGCGAUUGGAUAAUGACUCUGCCUCCUGGCAACAUUACAUUCAUCUUGAAACUGAUGCCUGGCAUGGCUUUCUGCGACCGGGAAGGCGGGGACAGACCCACCAGCUCCACCCAGAUACUCUUCAGUGUUUCGUCUGCGCUGCGGUGCUCAAUUGCCGCGACUUGGCGAUGCAUAUCGACCUGUGUCGACUGAGAGCAUCCGAAUUUCAGGGCCGUCUAAGCAUCUAAUCAAAUCCAGAUGUGGCUACUGCGAGGCACGGCAAUAUUUCAUUUCUCUUUCUGGCUCCCACCACCACCUCUCUUCCCUUCUCCUCUGUUUCUCAGCGCCUGGUCGCGUGUUAGCCUUUCUUUAUCAUGGACUACACUGUUUCGGCGACACUGUUUGCAAAGCUUUGGGAUGGGACGCCGGAUGCUGCUAUGGGGGAGAUAACGGCGACGAUGUCUGAGCUGCUCUUCUACGGCAUUUUCCUAGUCCUGGCGUCGUUUUCGGUCAACCUCAUCCACCGACGCCAAGCCGGCAUCAGCGGUCUCGUCCUCAAGCUCGCUACGCUGCUCAUGUUCGUGCUGGCCACCUCGCAGCUCUUGGCGCGGAUCCUUGCUUGCACCCAAUCUAUUCGCGCGCUCUAUCUCGCAGUCCAAGGGCGGGUCCCACCCACGGAUGCUCUCGCGCGUAACCUCGCAUUCAACUUUGCAGAGGAUAUCCUGCUGGUGACCAACAACAUCGUCACUGAUGGAUUACUUAUCUAUCGCUGCUUUCUGAUUUGGGGACACAAUUACUAUGCCAUCGCCGCUCCCGCUGUUAUGCUGCUGCUCAGCACGAUUCUCAGUUACAUUGCCGCAUAUGAGGGCGAUUACCCUGGUAUCGGGGGGCCGUCCGUCGAUCCCCGCAUCGGAUUCGCGCUGAGUGUGCUGACGAACAUCGUCCUCGUUGGCCUGACCGCUGGUCGCAUCUGGUACACCCGCGUUCACGCCAGCAGGCUCGGUCUCAAGGCCGAUAUCGUGCGCCGAUACAACUCAGCGACGGCUAUGGUGAUUGAGUCCGGUGGGAUUGUCUGCCUGUGGACUAUCAUCUACGUCAUCAUGCGGUCGACUAAUGUUUCCCCCACUGUUUGGAGAGUCUUCCGCGGUGGCUUGGCUCAGAUCUUGAACAUCGCCCCUACCCUCAUUGUGGUGCGUGUGGGAAUGGGCAAGAGGACUGUCACCACAGAGUCGGAUUCUACCGAAAUCGGGACGUGGAAAGCCAAAAGUGCUUCGGGCUCGACGAUGAUAGCGGAGACAACGGUUUAGGAUCAGUUCGUGAAAUAAAUUUGAAUGUAUUGAAUUAAAUAUGGAUGUAUUGCUCCGGCCCGUGAGCUUUUUAUUUUUA
Messenger RNA from Mycena citricolor, 1414 nucleotides. The record is from the annotation of a GenBank genome assembly. Lineage: Eukaryota; Fungi; Basidiomycota; Agaricomycetes; Agaricales; Mycenaceae.